UAGGCAUAUUUUUGAUAUAGAGAUACUAAUUAAGUGUUCAACUUGUCUAAAAAUUAAUUCAUUUAGGAUGCCUUUGACUAUAGCUACAGCAUUGUUCAUUGAAUCAGGCUUUUCUGCUAUAGUGUGUCUUCUAAUAGAGAAAUCUUCUAUUGAGGGAAGACGUUUAGUUAUUAUUGAAUAGUCAUCCCGAAGAUAUCGGAUAUUUUUAUCCGUCUUUUUGUAUUCGGUAACUAGCGCAAACUAUGCAUUGUUCCUACCAUUUGGAUCAUCGGGUCCAAACUUUUUUCGAAUUCGAACCUGGACGGGUCUGGCUCCAACCCGAUGCACUCUAGUGGGGUUAGGUGCACCUUGAUGUGAGUGUUGAAUAGAUGAACCAUACAGACAUCGAUACUAGUAUGUAUAUAAAGAUCCACAACGUCAUUAUGAACUGGAGUUUAUAGUGGUAUAUUAUAUAGAAAAAAAGUGGAGCAUUCAAUCAAGAUUCUAGCGAGUCGUAACAUCGAGCGUUAUUUGUUUAUGAAAAAUUUAUUUAAUUAUAAUGCUUUAAUAGGAAAUUGCACGUGAUUUAAUUGAACGUAAAUUACCUGGUUCAAUUGUUAAUGUAUCAAGUCAAGCAUCAGUAGCAGCAUUAAAAGAUCAUACUCUUUAUUGUUCAGCAAAAGCAGCUGUUGAUAGUUUAACACGUACUAUGGCAUUGGAAUUAGGUCCUCAUCAAAUUCGAGUUAAUAGUGUACAACCAACAGUUGUUUUAACAGAAAUGGGUCGAUUUGCAUGGUCUGAUGAAAACAAGGCUGCAGGAAUGUUAUCGAAAAUUCCAUUAAAUAGAUUUGCUGAAGUGGAAGAUGUUGUUGAACCAAUAAUAUUUUUACUAUCGAAUAAAUCUCAAAUGAUUAAUGGUACAUGUUUACCUAUAGAUGGUGGAUAUUUGGUAACAUAA
Rotaria sordida is the source of this 937-nucleotide messenger RNA. Lineage: Eukaryota; Metazoa; Rotifera; Eurotatoria; Philodinida; Philodinidae. The record is from the annotation of a GenBank genome assembly.